GGGACUGGGAAACUCCGAACCCAAAGUACCGGCUAGAUCCAAGUUUGGUGAUGGUCUAAAAAUUGAGAGGGGAGCCAAGCAGGAGAUAGUGCGCAACCAAACAGAAUCCAAGAAUCCCAGAAACCGCUCACAUUUGAGAUGCGACCUGUUCAACGGCGGAUGGAUCGAUCAGGUUGGUCGGCCUACUGCAGGAACCGAUGCGGAGAGAAGGGUAGGGUUGCAGCCUUGGACCUUAGGGAGGGGAAGGGACUCGUCGGAAAACGUCUGGCGGCCGCCCGACCCUUGCGUGAUUCGUAUAUUUGUUGUCCGAGGAUGCGCCGCGGCACAACAGGGCUUCCAGAUGAACGCCGCUGUCAAAAACUUGACCCUCGAAAUCUGAUUUGCUUUCACUUUGAUUGGAUUGGUUAUGUUUUGGGUCUGGUAUUUCUUUUCCUUAUUAUGAUAAUUAUGAUUAAUUUUUUCCGGGUCGCCGGGGGGAGAAAUAUGACUGCCUAUGAUAGGGCUCGGUGUCAAUAAAGAGCUUUGAUUGCUAUUUUCUGCAAGCCUGCAAUCAUCGCGUUCGAUAGUUUGGGUCAGGUACG
Messenger RNA from Aspergillus ibericus CBS 121593, 581 nucleotides. RefSeq lists its product as uncharacterized. NCBI's taxonomy places the organism in Eukaryota, Fungi, Ascomycota, Eurotiomycetes, Eurotiales, Aspergillaceae. The transcript has a single exon. The record is from RefSeq and is a predicted model, not a curated record. The coding region runs from base 139 to 516 and encodes 125 amino acids.